AGUGUGUGUGUGUGUGGGUGUGUGUGUGUGUGUGUGUGUGUGUGUGUGCGUGCGUGCGCAUGCAUGCAUGGGCUCGCUUUAACUGCUGUUCUCGUCUCUUCUCUGCAAGCAAGGGAUGGUGGCACACAUGGCGCAUCACGGAGAAAGCACGCCGCUAAACGACGGGAACGGAGAGGUUUCACCGUCAGACCUGAAGGGAGAUUCAGCAGGAAGUUCUCACAGCAGCACAGAUAAUACAUCAACCGAAGAGAGCUCGGAGGAAGAGGAGGCCCGUGAGGAGGAAGAGGAAAGAGAAUCAGACUCGGACUCGAGGCCCGCAGCAGAACAGCCCGCCGCCGAGCCGCUCCAGUCCUGCUGUGAGAAGUGCAGAGCUCUGACGAAUCCCAAGUUCGAGCUCGUCACCCCCAGGAAACUAUCCAGAGAUCGUCUACAGCUGCAGCUGGAGUCUGAGGGAGCGUACGAGUGCUCCGACACCGGCCUGGUGUUCGAGGUCUCUCAGCGCGUCAAGGUCACCUACUGCGUCCUCUCCUGGAGCAAGUUCAGCACAUACCUGACCGGCUCGUGGAAGUUUGCCGGCCCCAUUUUCGACGUGGACUGCGAUCCGUCUAUUCUUAAAUCCGUCCAGUUCCCACACUCGCUGUGUCUGGCAGCAGAUAAACACAACGAAGUGAAGUUCGGCGUGCUGCACGUGAAGAACAGCCGUGGUCAGAUCGAGCCCUCGGCCGAUCACUCGGGCAGUCACGUCAAGUGGAGCGUGUCGUCUCUGUCACCCGUGGGUCCGAUUGUUCAGACGUCUAAAUCAGCAGAACACCACGGGGUGGUGCAGGUCUUUAAGGAGGUGGGCCAGGAAAACUCCUUCUCCUUCAGAGUUUACCUGGCUGGAAACAACUGCUCUGACAUCAAGGACAUCAGGAGGGCCGUCCGGCGGGCGAACAACUGUAAGAACAACAAGAAGUACAUACAAGUGGACAAGCCUCCCACGUGCAUGCUGGAGGAGAACAGGAAGUACCGUCUGAUCAGCGAGCCCAUGGGUCACAUCACCCCGGAGGACAUGCUCUUCUCUCCGGUCAUCGUGGAGGUGAAGGGAUACUUCGAGGUCUUCUUUGAGGAGAGUCCUCCCUUCAAACUGUCCUUGACCGAUGCUGACUCGGGUCAUACCGUGUGGACGGCCACCAUCAGAGAGGGAGACUGUGUACAUCAUGUAGUUGAAAACCCCAGAAAACCAUCGAAAGGCAGAAAGAGACACAGCAGCACGUCGGAGGAAGAGCUCUGUCACAAGAACAGCAAGAAAGCUCGUGGCAUUGACGAGGCCGACUGUCAGGUGACCGCCGUGUCUCCGGACCUGACGGACCAGCAGCUGAUGCAGGUGGCCAAACGCAUGGGGAGGGAGUGGAAGGUGGUGGCCAUCAGCUGCCUGGGCCUCAGCAAGCAGGACCUGGAGGAGAUGGAGGCCGCCGAGGAGAGCGUGACCAUGCUGAAGUUCAACAUGCUGGAGCGCUGGAGACGCCGUCAGCUCAAGGGCAAAGCAGGAGUUCAGGAUCUCCACAGAUGUUUCAAAGACAACGAUGAUGUGCCCAAUGAGGUCAUUGCUGUGCUGGAUGAGAUGCUGCAAAAUAAUGUCACUACAUGAGCUUCAGCUGUGAGAAGAGCGCGAGUCUGGAGUCUGUGAAUGAGUUUCAAAGCUGGCCGAUGGUCAGAAGUCAUUUUAACCACUGAUAGAGAGAGAUGACUGGAAUCUGGAAAAACUGAGCUCUGUAGAUACAUCUGGUGCAUUUUGUAUGUAGCUCUUUGUACAUUUUUAGAUGUUUAAAUGUUUUUGUAUGGACUGUCAGUUAGUUUUGUUGAAUUAUCAUUGUUUUUAAUGAGCAGGGACGGUGUUUUGAUCUCAGGCAGUUUUAGUAGCGUAUGAUUCGUGAUAUUCAUGCAGACGUGAGCUCCAUCGCUGUCAUGUGACUUCAGCGAACAACUGCAUAAGUUUCUGUCACUGUCGAUGCUCUCUCAGGGGAACCUUGAAUAAAUCAUGAAAAUGCAAAAA
Molecule: messenger RNA, 2035 nt
Organism: Puntigrus tetrazona (Sumatra barb)
Lineage: Eukaryota; Metazoa; Chordata; Actinopteri; Cypriniformes; Cyprinidae
Product: NACHT, LRR and PYD domains-containing protein 1a allele 5
Exons: 15
Coding region: 116-1630 (504 amino acids)
Biological process (GO): regulation of DNA-templated transcription elongation; mRNA export from nucleus
Cellular component (GO): THO complex part of transcription export complex
Source: RefSeq, a predicted model, not a curated record